AUGUUCGAGCACGUUGCCGGUGGAUACGGUCACAAGUUGGUUAAGCUUGGAACCAUACAAAUUCAGGUGGAGCGGACGGUCCUCAUGAGUUACGAGACUAACAUCCUCACGCAGCUAAUGGAGCAUGGUCCGUACAUGUACGACUGGAGGCCGUUCGAACUCGUCUCGCUCCUUUCUCAAGCCGCUGACAUUUUCGAAGGAGAAGCCACCAUGCUGACAUUGAGAACUCCUAUUGCAAUUAUUGGAGAUAUAAGAGGACAAUACCAAGAUCUGCAUCGAUGGCUCUACAUUACUGGUUUUCCUCCUCGACAAAAAAUACUGUUUCUUGGCGCGUCGUUCAGGUACGCUUCCCACAUGAUGUAUUCUACAUCAGAGGAAUGGGUGAAAUGCUGCCGAUUCAAUUUCAACCUCGGUUCCGCAGACGUAAUGACUCGGCCGUUCCAGUCCGCUGCAACCCGAUUGUGUAAUAAUCUCCCACUAAUGGCACGGAUUUCGAAUCAGAUUCUCGCCGUGUACGGUGGUCUUUCACACGAGCUGUCGAAUUAUGAGUGCAUUGAAGCAGUAAAACGACCGUUCACCCUAGCCGACAUGCCUACACUGGCCAAGGAUCUUAUUUUUAGCGAACCGACAAACGGCUCUGCAACAUUUGGCUUUGGUGCCGUGAGUCGGGUAUGCCGUGACAUGGGACUAAAAUUGAUUGUUCGAGCACGGAAUCCGCUAGAUAGUGGCAUAUGUUGGCUUGGAAAAAAGCAGCGGCUAAUCAGUUUAUGGAGUGCUCCAGCAAAGGCGUCAAAGAAGGUGAGAACUAUGUGA
Cooperia oncophora is the source of this 813-nucleotide messenger RNA. Lineage: Eukaryota; Metazoa; Nematoda; Chromadorea; Rhabditida; Trichostrongylidae. The record is from the annotation of a GenBank genome assembly.